GCCUCUGGUGGCGAACGGCGCAAGCUCUGCGCCACGGCCGGCCACGCUCCGCUCACUCUCAAGGUUUUCAAGAAGCAGCAUUGCUGUAGCCAGAAAAGCAAGCGGUCGGUGUGGGGCCAUACUUCUAGGUCUAGGCACCCUUCCACUUACAGCUGAGAACGCCAUUUUCGUGUCAUAUUCAAAUAAGGUUAGGUGUGAUAUGGCUGGCCCUGUAGUACAAUACAUUGUGGUACGGGGAGACCUUGUCAGUCGCUUGGGAUGGCCAGCAGGAGCGUUAAUAGCUCAAGCCUGUCAUGCCUGUACAGCUGUAACCCAUCUUUUUCGAGAUGAUGUCCAUAUGCAGGUAUACUUGUCGGAUUUAGACAACAUGAGGAAAGUUGUACUGGAGGCUGAAAAUGAAAAAUCAUUGCAAGAAUUGGCUGCUAAGCUAGAUGAAAAUGGAGUUCUUCACAAGCUAUGGAUUGAACAGCCAGAGAACAUUCCUACUUGCAUUGCAGUAAAACCUCACCCCAAAGAGGAGAUUCAGAAAUACUUUAAGAAGUUUAAACUUUUUAAAGGUGCGAUUAGUGGGUCCACAUAAUAAUUGAUUUGAAUAAAUUUAAGUAUACAAAAAA
This is a messenger RNA of Thrips palmi, 614 nucleotides long. Its product is annotated as putative peptidyl-tRNA hydrolase PTRHD1. The record is from RefSeq and is a predicted model, not a curated record. The transcript is spliced from 3 exons. NCBI's taxonomy places the organism in Eukaryota, Metazoa, Arthropoda, Insecta, Thysanoptera, Thripidae. Gene Ontology annotation, molecular function: peptidyl-tRNA hydrolase activity. Bases 200 to 580 code for a protein of 126 amino acids.